AUGGGCCAAGGCUACUCCCUCACAACCCUGUCGGCGGGGUCGGCAGGGAUCGACGUACCGGAGCUUUCGGAUCUGGUAUAUGAGAAGUCGAUGGGUGGGGGCAGGUUCAUGAAGAGUAUCCGUGCUAGGCAGCAAAAUGGUCUAGUUUUCGUCAAGGUCAUCAUGAAGCCUUAUCCAACGAUGCAACUGGAACCUACUCGCCCCUUUCUAGAGGAUAUUGAGAAGAAAUGGAUCGCAUUCCAGCUCCUUUGCGCUCUGCGAGAUUCUCACUCCUUGGAUGUCUUCCACGGUGACAUCAAGACAGAAAAUGUUCUGGUAACAUCGUGGAACUGGCUCUACCUAUCUGAUUACUCUUCCUCAUUCAAACCGACAUUCCUCCCAGAGGAUAACCCUGCAGACUUUUCGUUCUACUUUGAUAUCUCCGGGCGGAGAACGUGCUACCUCGCCCCGGAGCGAUUUCUAGUGGCCGGUGAGGAACCGGGCAGCCGUCAUGUCAAUUGGGCAAUGGACAUCUUCAGCGCGGGCUGCGUGAUCGCAGAACUUUUCCUGGAGUCUCCGAUCUUUACCCUCAGUCAAAUGUACAAGUAUCGGAAAGGCGAAUAUAGCCCAGAGCACAGCCAGCUGGUGAAGAUUGAAGAUCCUGAAAUUCGGGAGCUAAUCCUUCACAUGAUUCAGCUGGAGCCAGAGUCUCGUUACUCUGCUGAGGAAUACCUCAAUUUCUGGAAGAACAAGGCCUUUCCGGAGUAUUUCUACAGCUUCCUUCACCAGUACAUGUCUCUCAUGACCGAUCCAUCUUCUGGGAGAACCAAGGUCGAUGCGGAAUCAAAUAAUCGAGGGGAAACGGAUGAUCGCAUUGAAAGAGUCUGCUUGGACUUUGACAAGAUAUCCUACUUUCUUGGGAUUCCACCUCGAGCUUCGGCAAGCGGUCCAUCUGGCACGGAUGCAGCUUCCCGUCUCACGGGCAACACCCUCCCGGUGAAACUCGAUUUACCCGAUGGUGAUGGCGACGGAACCCAAACAAUAACAACGUCUCCUCGGUUGCAGUCAGAUGAAGGUGUUUUGAUCUUCUUGAGUCUGGUCGUUUCCAAUCUCCGGACAACAUCCAAGGCCUCGGCUCGUAUCAAAGCCUGCGAUAUCCUCCUUGCCUUUGCGGAGAGACUCUCGGAUGAGGCAAAGCUCGACCGAGUUCUUCCUUACAUCAUGAUUCUCCUAGCAGACCGUACCGAUACUGUCAAGGUUGCGGCAAUUCGCACACUGACUCAAUUACUGGAGAUGGUCAAUGUAGUUUCUCCGGUAAACGCCUAUUUGUUCCCAGAAUACAUUUUCCCCCGGCUGCAGCCAUUCAUCAUAUCCUCCAAGAGCAAUCCAAGCCCCAUUGUUCGGGCUGCGUAUGCCUCCUGUAUUGCGUCACUAGCGCAGUCCUCUUUGAGGUUCCUGGACAUGAUUCAAGCGUUGCGGUCGGAUACUCGCUUGACUUCGCUGAUACCCGUUGGCUUCGAGCCGCGAUGGACGGAGGACGCAACUUAUCACAAUCUCUACGAUGUGGCUCGAAUUGACCUUCUAGAAUACUUUGAGGUGCAUACCAAGGCGCUUUUGACAGAUACAGAUGCAUCCGUUCGCCGUGCCUUUUUGGGAUCUGUUUCCAGUCUAUGCGUGUUCUUCGGGAAUUUCAAGGCCAACGAGGUUAUUCUGAGUCACUUGAACACUUAUCUGAAUGAUCGAGAUUGGAUCUUGAAGUGCGCUUUCUUUGAGGCCGUGGUUGGUGUUGCCGCAUAUGUUGGAAGUACCAGCCUAGAGCAGUAUAUCCUUCCUCUCAUGAUUCAAUCUAUGACGGAACCCGAAGAAUUCGUCGUGGAAAAGGUGAUUCGCUCUCUUGCGGCCAUGGCUGAUCUCGGACUGUUCCAGCGAUCAACAACCUGGGACCUUCUUCAUAUAACCAUUGGGUUCCUGGUUCAUCCAAACAUUUGGAUCCGUGAGGCGGCAGUAAAUCUUGUGGUCAAGUCGACCAAGUUCUUGUCGGUCGCGGAUAUUUAUUCUAUCCUCACUCCUCUCAUUCGGCCAUUCCUCAAGGUCAAAAUUGUGGGCUUCUCUGAGGCAGAGCUUCUUGACGCUCUAAAACGACCCAUGGCACGGAAUAUCUAUGAAAUGGUCUUCCUCUGGGCUUCUAAAACGGACAAGGGUAUAUUCUGGAAAUCCGCGAGUCGAGAUGCGUUCAGUCUCUCGGAACCUGGCAGUCAGGGCUCUCAUCUAGGUCGAAGUGUCGGUUUGUCUAUGAGCUCGCAGUCCAAGAAUGAGGAAGAUGAGCAAUGGCUCUCAAGGUUGCGAAAUCUUGGGAUGACGCCAGAAGAUGAGUUCAAGAUUCUGGCGCUCAGGGACUACAUAUGCAGAGUCUCACUUCGACAAUCAAGAGACGUUGACACGGAGACCACGUUGCCUCUAGGUGAAAUCAUCAGUCUCUCGCAGCAAGGCGUCACGCCUCAGACUGUCUUCUUCGACAAGAAUCUGAAUGAGAAGUCACGUAAUACGUCUCUAGAAAGGAACUCUAGUCGCACCCGCACUCUUGAUGACCAGAGACCGCGAACUAUUGCAGACGCGCUACUUGAUGCCUCUACCACAAUUGAACGAUCACCAUCUACUCAUCGCAAACAUAUUCGCACUCGAAGCCAGCUCCAUAAAGGAAUUGAAGUACCACAGCCGCGAAACAUUACAGUUGAAUCAUCCUCGUCUUCCCCUGCAGCAUCAUCUCCUGCUGCAGCUCCUGGGUCGCGGCCAAUGUCGCCACCCGGCUCGGAUAUCGAGCGGCAGUUCAUUCCUCCGGAUCGCAGACUAAGUACCGGUCAAGAGAGCUCAUCAACAACCCCUACUAAUGCCGACACCUUAUCGUUGAGAGGCCUACCGGUGCAGCGCAAGUCUAGUGCCAUUAAUUUGCUGAAUCGUAAUGAGACUGCAAAGGCAUAUGCAGAAACCAGCACGAGCUCUGCAAAUGCAUUCGGGAAAGUAGAUGCCCCAGUUCAGAGAGGCGGAACCCCCCAGCCCUCUGCUCUCUCCCAUGCAUACGACCGUAAGCCAACCCAGGCCGUUGCGGCAUCACGACGAUAUCGUGCCAAUCAUUCCUACACUGGUGACGAUCCGGUGGUGCUGCGACUGUUGGACAACGUUUUUGCGGAGAACUAUCCUACAGACUUGUUUGACUUGGGACCUUACGUCAAAGAACUCGAUUCUCGACAGCCGAUUCCCAAAUCUAAUGCCCAGAAUAUCCACAAACUUUGGAAGCCCGAGGGCAAUCUGGUCGCUACUUUCGGCGAACACAGUGGGCCCAUCAACCGCAUUGCCGUGCCCCCAGAUCAUUCAUUCUUUGUGACUGCCUCUGAUGACAGUACAGUCAAGAUCUGGGACACUAUCCGGCUGGAACGAAAUUUGACCCCUCGAUCCCGUCAAACUCAUCGCCAUUCAGCAGGUGCGCGUGUCAAGUCGCUGACUUUUGUUGAGAAUACGUACACAUUCGUCAGCGGUGCUACUGAUGGUAGCAUCCACGCUGUCAGAAUUGACUAUCAAAAGGUCAACGAAACUGCUCGGUAUGGCAAGCUUCAACUUGUCCGUGAGUAUCAGCUACCUGUCGCCGAAAAUGGGUUACAAGAGUAUGCGGUUUGGAUGGAGCAUUUCAGAGACGAAGGCCAGUCGACGCUUCUGGUCGCCACGAAUACAUCCCGCAUUCUGGCAUUGGAUAUGAAGACCAUGCUGCCAAUUUUCACCCUGGAAAAUCCCGUCCAUCAUGGAACUCCGACCACUUUUUGCUGCGACCGGCGCCAUACUUGGCUUCUCGUCGGGACCACUCAUGGAGUUCUCGAUUUGUGGGACUUGCGGUUCCGUGUACGACUGAAAGCUUGGGGUCUACCAGGUUGGGGCUAUAUCCACCGAGUUCAGUUACAUCCCAUCAAGUCACGCGGUCGCUGGGUUUGUGUGUCUAGCAGUGGAAGUCACGGAAAUGAAAUCACCGUGUGGGAUAUUGAAAAGUUCCGCUGUCGCGAAGUCUACCAAGCGGCACCACUGAAUUCCAGCGAUAGUGCUACUGCCAACGGCGGGGCCACCACUAGUCAUCACCGGAGCUCCCGGGCUGCCGCUACUGGCCGGGCACACCGUCCUAACAUAAGAGAUUUCGAGGCUUGGCCCGUCGACGAGGACCGACCGGAGGGCAUGCUUAGCCGUUUUGCUACAACCAGCCCCGCGGCAGCUGGUUUAGAUGCCGGGUCUGGCAAUAACGGCUCAGCGGCAUCACCCACGAACCUCGCCGGGGACAGAAUGGGCACGUUGGCAUUCAUAGGAGGUCUGAAUACUCCUGAUGAUGACAAGGCUGCCAGCAGCAACAGCAAACUCGGGUUCAUUGUCUCGGCUGGAAGCGACCGACGAAUACGGUUCUGGGAUCUUGCUAAUCCGGCGGGUUCUAUGAUUGUCAGUGGGUUAGAUGCCGUUUCAAACGGCAAUGCCGCGAGCAAGCCACAGUACGAGAGCUCUCAACCUGGACCCAACCUCUCCAUGGUCACGGAACAUAUGCCCCGCUCUUCAACCCAUGAUGGCACCGCCGCGGCUGGCUCAAAGAAGGGAGCUAGCCCGCGACCACCCCGCAGCACCGUGAUUAGUCUCCAGCAGCAGAUGCUUCUCAAGAGUCAUCUAGAUAUCAUUCAGGAUGUCGCGGUGCUGCGUCAGCCGUACGGGAUGAUCGUUAGUGUUGACCGGGCGGGCAUGGUGUACGUCUUUAAGUAG
This is a messenger RNA of Penicillium cataractarum, 4761 nucleotides long. RefSeq names its product ubiquitin-binding serine/threonine protein kinase VPS15. Gene Ontology annotation, molecular function: protein serine/threonine kinase activity; ATP binding; protein binding. The record is from RefSeq and is a predicted model, not a curated record. Lineage: Eukaryota; Fungi; Ascomycota; Eurotiomycetes; Eurotiales; Aspergillaceae. Gene Ontology annotation, biological process: macroautophagy; late endosome to vacuole transport; protein phosphorylation. Bases 1 to 4761 code for a protein of 1586 amino acids. The transcript is spliced from 2 exons. Gene Ontology annotation, cellular component: late endosome; nucleus-vacuole junction; phosphatidylinositol 3-kinase complex, class III, type II.